UAAUUCUUCUUCUUCUUCAUCAUCAUUUGUUCUUCGGUUUUGUUUGUUGAUUAAUCUCUGCGACUGCUCAUUUAGUUUUUUUUUUUUCUGUCGUUUUUGAAUAUUUCUAUUAUUAUUUGAUUUGCUUUAGUUUCUCUUCUUCGAUUUACUCCGUCAGGUAGUUUGUUGGUUUCACCACUAUGCUUGUACUGGUUGCUAGUAAUACCUGGCCAUGAGCAUCGUUAUUCCUUUCUUCCAUUUUUUUUCUUUUAGGGUUUAGGUUUUUGCUUCGGCUUUCAAUUUCAAACACCUCUUAUGUAAUAAAUUGAUAGAAAAUUAAAUAAUUAAUCGACAAAUCUAAUUUCAGUUUAGGGUUGUGCAGCUGCAAGUAGAGAGAUCCGUGUAUCCAUAAUAAUUAAUAACUAACAAUGGACACUGGUGGCAACUCUCUCUCGUCCGCUGCUCCUGACGGGGUUAAGAGAAAGGUUUGCUAUUUCUACGAUCCAGAAGUCGGCAAUUACUAUUAUGGCCAAGGUCACCCCAUGAAGCCCCACCGCAUUCGAAUGACCCAUGCUCUGCUUGCCCACUAUGGUUUGCUUCAGCACAUGCAGGUCCUCAAGCCCUUUCCUGCUCGCGACCGGGAUCUUUGCCGCUUCCAUGCCGAUGAUUAUGUCUCUUUCCUCCGCAGCAUUACCCCUGAGACCCAGCAGGACCAGCUCAGGCAGCUCAAGCGCUUUAAUGUCGGUGAAGAUUGCCCUGUUUUUGAUGGCCUCUACUCCUUCUGCCAGACUUAUGCUGGUGGAUCUGUUGGUGGUGCCGUCAAGUUAAAUCACAACCUCUGUGACAUUGCUGUCAAUUGGGCUGGUGGCCUCCAUCAUGCUAAGAAGUGUGAGGCUUCUGGUUUUUGUUAUGUCAAUGACAUCGUGCUUGCAAUCCUGGAGCUUCUUAAAGUGCAUGAGCGUGUUCUGUAUGUGGAUAUCGACAUUCAUCACGGUGACGGUGUGGAGGAAGCAUUUUACACCACUGAUAGAGUCAUGACUGUUUCAUUCCAUAAAUUUGGAGAUUAUUUUCCCGGCACUGGGGAUGUACGUGAUAUUGGAUAUUCAAAAGGAAAAUACUACUCUCUUAAUGUUCCGUUGGAUGAUGGGAUUGAUGAUGAGAGCUAUCAUUUCUUGUUUAAACCACUAAUUGGAAAAGUAAUGGAAGUUUUUAAGCCAGGCGCUGUGAUUCUCCAAUGUGGUGCCGACUCAUUAUCCGGGGAUAGAUUAGGAUGCUUCAAUCUUUCAAUCAAGGGCCAUGCAGAGUGUGUUAAAUUUAUGAGAUCUUUUAAUGUGCCAUUAUUGCUAUUGGGUGGUGGUGGCUACACCAUUCGAAAUGUCGCUCGCUGCUGGUGCUAUGAGACUGGAGUUGCACUUGGAAUAGAAGUUGAUGAUAAGAUGCCUCAGCAUGAGUAUUAUGAGUACUUCGGUCCAGAUUAUACUCUUCAUGUUGCCCCUAGCAACAUGGAAAAUAAGAAUUCCCACCAGGUACUUGAGGAAAUACGGUGCAAGCUCCUUGAUAAUCUUUCAAAGCUUCAGCAUGCACCCAGUGUCCAAUUUCAGGAAAGAGUACCUGAUACUGAGCUUCCGGAGGCAGAAGAAGAACAGAAUGAAGCAGAUGAGAGAUGGGAUCCAGAUUCCGACAUGGAUGUUGAUGAAGAACGCAAGCCAUUACCAGGCAGAGUCAAGAGAGAAAUAGUUGAAGCUGAGCCAAAAGAGUCGGAGGGCCAGAAAGGAAGUUCUGGGCAUGCUAGAGGCUUUGAUACAACAAUAGCCGAGAAUGCAAGUGGAAAGGCUCUGGAUGCUGGUCCUAAGCAAAUUGAUGAGGCAGGUGUGAGAGUUGAGCAGGAGAAUGUGAACAAGGCAUCUUCUGAUCAGAUGUUCUCCAAGUCAUGAGUAAAAAGUACCAUUCCACAAACUGUUCUAAGUUUGUGUAUGGUUUCUCGAGCUCUGCAUAUACGAAUACAAACUUGUAAAAGCCUUGAAAACCUGAAUGGUUUCAUCUCUGAAUACGGGUUAUUUAGUUAAUGCAAUGUGUACUGGAUGUUAUGGAAACUUCGAUUUGAAAUUCAAAAUAGAGAAAAAAAAUAUUUAAUGGAA
Populus trichocarpa (black cottonwood) is the source of this 2117-nucleotide messenger RNA. RefSeq names its product histone deacetylase 19. NCBI's taxonomy places the organism in Eukaryota, Viridiplantae, Streptophyta, Magnoliopsida, Malpighiales, Salicaceae. The record is from RefSeq and is a predicted model, not a curated record. Bases 408 to 1913 code for a protein of 501 amino acids. Gene Ontology annotation, molecular function: histone deacetylase activity. The transcript has 7 exons.